This is a messenger RNA of Budorcas taxicolor (takin), 1440 nucleotides long. RefSeq names its product ring finger protein, transmembrane 2 (gene RNFT2). The transcript has 10 exons. Lineage: Eukaryota; Metazoa; Chordata; Mammalia; Artiodactyla; Bovidae. The record is from RefSeq and is a predicted model, not a curated record. Gene Ontology annotation, molecular function: ubiquitin protein ligase activity. Gene Ontology annotation, biological process: positive regulation of ERAD pathway. The coding region runs from base 91 to 1440 and encodes 449 amino acids.
AUCUGCUUUCUCUGGAAUCCAGUGGUCACAUCCCCACCUGGAACCCUGAAUGCCCACCUGAGGUGUCGUCAACAUGGAGUUCUGAAGUCCAUGUGGUUCCUCACAGUGAACCAGGUCUUAAGGAAAAUGCAGAGACGCCACAGCAGCAACACAGAAAACGUUCCACCUGAAAGAAAUCGCAGCCAAGCGCUCAGCUCCGAGGCGAGUGUGGACGAAGGUGGCGUCUUUGAGAGUCUGAAGGCGGAAGCGGCCUCCCCACCAGCGCUCUUCUCGGGCUUAUCCGGCCUCCCGGCAGGCGGCCUCCCCACCACCCCAUUCCCGUCCAGCCUGGUCCUGGGAGCCGCGGCUGGCGGUGGGGACGUGUUCCUGCAGAUGCCGGCAUCCAGGGAGGAAGGCGGGGGCCGUGGCGAGGGGGGCGCCUACCACCACCAUCGGCAGCCCCACCACCACUUCCACCACGGCAGCCACCGCGGGGGCUCCCUGCUGCAGCACGUGGGUGGGGACCACCGCUCACACUCGGACGAGGCAGGCGAUGAGCAGCCUGGGACACCCGCCCCAGCCUUGUCGGAGCUGAAGGCUGUGAUCUGCUGGCUCCAGAAAGGGCUGCCCUUCAUCCUCAUCCUCCUGGCCAAAUUAUGCUUCCAGCAUAAGCUCGGCAUUGCUGUGUGCAUCGGAAUGGCCAGCACCUUCGCCUAUGCCAACUCCACACUCCGGGAACAGGUCUCUCUAAAGGAGAAGAGGUCGGUGCUGGUCAUCUUGUGGAUCUUGGCCUUUCUAGCGGGGAACACCCUCUAUGUGCUCUACACAUUCAGUUCUCAGCAGCUGUAUAACAGCCUCAUAUUCCUGAAGCCCAACCUGGAGACACUGGACUUCUUCGACCUGCUGUGGAUCGUGGGCAUCGCAGACUUUGUGCUCAAGUAUAUCACCAUUGCUCUCAAGUGCCUCGUUGUGGCCCUGCCCAAGAUCAUCCUGGCCGUCAAGUCCAAGGGAAAGUUCUAUCUGGUCAUCGAGGAGCUGAGCCAGCUGUUCCGAUCCCUCGUUCCCAUCCAGCUGUGGUAUAAAUACAUCAUGGGUGAUGAUUCCUCCAACAGCUACUUCCUGGGAGGGGUCCUGAUCGUCCUCUACAGCCUCUGCAAGUCCUUCGACAUCUGUGGCCGCGUGGGUGGAGUCAGGAAGGCCCUGAAGCUUCUCUGCACCUCUCAGAAUUACGGAGUCCGGGCCACGGGGCAGCAGUGCACAGAAGCUGGUGACAUCUGUGCCAUCUGCCAGGCUGAGUUCCGAGAGCCUCUGGUCCUCAUGUGCCAGCACGUGUUCUGUGAGGAGUGCCUCUGCCUCUGGCUGGACCGAGAGCGCACCUGCCCCCUCUGCCGCUCGGUUGCCGUGGAUACCCUGCGCUGCUGGAAGGACGGGGCCACUUCGGCACACUUCCAGGUGUACUAG